Messenger RNA from Penicillium daleae, 948 nucleotides. RefSeq names its product alpha/beta hydrolase. Bases 1 to 948 code for a protein of 315 amino acids. The transcript has a single exon. The record is from RefSeq and is a predicted model, not a curated record. Lineage: Eukaryota; Fungi; Ascomycota; Eurotiomycetes; Eurotiales; Aspergillaceae.
AUGUCGAGUCAACCGACCCUUGUCUUCAUACCAGGUUCCUGGCACAGACCUACAUGCUACGACCCGAUCAUCAAGCUCCUGGAGCCUAAGUUCAGAUGUGUGGCAGUGUCUCUUCCCUCGACAGCAUUUGAUCCCGAAGCGACCUUCAAAGAUGAUCUCGAUGCUGCUCAGAAUGCGAUCUCUGCCGAGACAAGUAGCGGGCGCAAUGUUGUUGUCAUUGCGCACUCGUAUGGCGGCAUCGUGGGUAACAGCGCGAUCAAAGGCUUCGCAAAGCCAAAGGACGGUAAUGACAGUCAAUUGGGAUACGUCAUUGGGCUGGUCCUCAUUGCUUCUGGCUUCACCUUGACUGGGAUGGCCUUUAUGGAUCCAUUCUUCGGUCGUCCGCCGCCUGCCUGGCGUGUGAAUAACGAGACCGGCUACGCUGAGCUUGUUGUUUCCCCACGGGAGCUGUUUUACCAUGACCUGCCAGAGGAAGAAGCAAAAUAUUGGGUUUCUCAGCUCACGACCCAGAGUCUGAAGGCGUUGUUCGAAGGCGGCGAGUAUUCUUAUGCCGGUUGGAGAGAUGUGCCAUCUUGGUACAUUGGGACUGUGGAGGAUCGGGGGUUACCGGUGCUGGCACAGCGGAUGUCAGUUGGUAUGGCGAGAGAAAUGGGUGCUAAUGUGGAGCAUCGAGAGCUUCAAACCAGCCAUUCGCCCUUUUUGAGCCAACCUGAAUUGACAGUGGAAAUACUUUUGGAGGCUGUUGAUGCUUUUACCAACUCAAAGAGUGGCAAGGUCAAGUCGUCCUCUGGUGGAGCUGAGAAUGCGAUAGUAGUGCCGGGCACCACACUCUUGAAGCCAUUGACAUGGUUUAAAUUUGGACUGCCAAUGGCCUUUGGCCGGGUGUUGGGCCGAUGCGUUCUUUUAUUUGGCUGGGGAAGAAGACUCUGGAGAGCCGGCUUGCGCUGA